Neoarthrinium moseri is the source of this 1788-nucleotide messenger RNA. RefSeq lists its product as uncharacterized. The transcript has a single exon. The coding region runs from base 1 to 1788 and encodes 595 amino acids. Gene Ontology annotation, molecular function: transcription cis-regulatory region binding; DNA-binding transcription factor activity. Lineage: Eukaryota; Fungi; Ascomycota; Sordariomycetes; Amphisphaeriales; Apiosporaceae. Gene Ontology annotation, cellular component: nucleus. The record is from RefSeq and is a predicted model, not a curated record. Gene Ontology annotation, biological process: positive regulation of transcription by RNA polymerase II.
AUGGCCGCAGAGCUGAAGGCGGAAGUCCGCCAAUCUGCACGAGAACGCCGCGCGCGGUCUUUUCCCAAGGCGGCGCGGCCAACAUCAUCGAGCCAUGUCGCCCCGGCUUUCCCACACACGGCAAGCUCGACGGUACUUGGAAGUUCAACCUCAGCCGACCACUCCAGGUCCCUUUCAAGCCCUCUGGAAACUGAAUCUCAUCAUUUGAGGAUUUCUUAUCAUCGGGGUGACGAUGUCAGAACCGGCACAAUCGGCGGAGCGUCGGCUAGACUCUCAAAGGGCUCCCCGACAGACAACAGUUUUGGCACGCGGGAUCUAUCUCAGGACUACGACGAACUCGACUUGGUUGCCGUGAUGAGGUAUAUGGAUACCAUCUUCCCCCAAAUGUUCCCAUAUUACUGCCCGCCCACGUAUAAUGGCGGCCGGGACUGGCUCUUGGUUCAGGUCUUGCAAAGCCCGACACUCCUGAACAUUACUUCAUGUAUAAGUCUGCUGUUCUACUCAGAUAUGACCCAGGAGCAAGAGGAACGCACAAGUAAUGAGUCGAUGUUGCGUAAUGCGACGACCCGACACGAGCUUGGCCGAAGAGUAGAAAAGGCAAUUGCGUCUCUACAGAGCGACAUUCUUGCGCUGAGCAGUCCUUCGGAUAUACUGCCAUCGCCUCAACCAUCUAUCAAGACUCAAGAUAAGCUUUACAGUGACGCCAGACUUCUUGGGAGUAUAUUGCAACUAUUGUGCUUUGAAGUCGGCAGUGGAAAUAGUGCCAACAGUUUGUCGCACUUAGAUGCGGCACUCACUCUAUUCGUGCGCAUAUUGCACGAUUAUGGGACAAAAGUUGGGAACAAGGAAGCUGACCGUCCUACAUUCGCCCUAGUCCUGGAGCGUAUGGCGCGUCCAUCACGGCAACUUAGUUUGAUUGAUGGAGUGUCGCCCAUGAACACCGACCAGGCAGCCUUUCGCUUUUACUCCACGGUCCUUCUAAUCAACGACAUCUUGAUUAGCAGUUCCCUUUCAAGGGCUCCUCGACUGCAAGACUACCAUCUUGAUUUAUUGGGGAUGCGCAACUCGAGCUCUAGGAAGUCUGGCGCCAGCGAGCAAUCAGGUUCUCCCCAAACUUGUACGCUCGACGUUGAGAUCAUCAUUGGUUGCCAAGGCUGGGUUCUAUUCUGGAUUGGAGAGGCUUUGUCACUCGAUGUUUGGAAGAAAGAUCAAGUAAAACAGGCACAACUUGAUGCGAUGGACCUGGUUGACAGAGCCAAUGUCAUCAAAAAUGCGCUGGAAGAAGGAAUCCGAAGUCUCGCUGUUACGUCAACUUCACCACCCAAUAUCAUGGACCUCGAUGAGACUGGUGAGCAGGACAGGGUGCUUGACCAGACUAUCAGACUAACCAAGACAUGGGCGGACGCUGCGCUCAUUUUUCUCUCUAUGGCAGUUUCUGGUUGGCAACCAUACGCGUUGGCAACAAGCAGUGCAGUAGAGCGAGUGCUCGACUCGGUAGAACAUUUAGCAGCAGCUAAGAACGUAGCUGUUGUAAACAGACUGGUUUGGCCUCUUUGUGUUGCAGGUUGCUUAGCAAAACCUGACCAGCACCCCCGAAUAAGGGCCAUCAUCGCAGGUCUCGGCCCUAAAGGUCUGUUUAGCACAUUAUCACAAGCAAUUGAAAUCAUGGAACGAGCCUGGGCUGGCCCAAGUUCUGAAGCAGACAGACGAGAAGGGAUUGCAGAGGGCAGGGAUCUAGACUUAGCUUUGUGCCUCAAUAGCCUGGGAUACCCAGUUCUACUUGUGUGA